AUGACACCUGCACAGUUUGUCCUCUAUGUGAUGUGCUUGUUCUUGGGGAAAAUGGCUCAGAUGAAAGAUCUGAAAUUCUCCUCAUCUGUUCGCCAAGAGAGACAUUUUAUAUCCACUAAUGUUGGUAACACGGUGACUUUGAGAUGUUUCUAUGAAGGUGAUCCUGUAAGGCUUUACUGGUAUAAGCAAACUCUGGGACUGGAACCAAGGCUCAUCUCUACAUUCUACAAGUAUGAAAGAAAUGGCACUUUUUAUAAUGAAUUCAAGAGCAAUUCACGCUUCACACUGGAAACUGGAGAUGGUAAAAAUCACCUGAAGAUAUCAGAUUUACGUAUUUCAGACUCAGGUACUUACUACUGUGCAAGUAGCUAUACAUUUAUUUUUGAAUUUGCGAAGGGUGCUACUGUCAGUGUAAAGGGUUCAGAUUUGAACAUCCAGGCUUUGGUCCGUCAGUCAGAAUCUGAGACCAUCCAGCCAGGAGGCUCUGUGACUCUCAACUGUACAGUACACACUGGGACCUGUGAUGGAGAACACAGUGUUUACUGGUUCAAAAGCUCUGAAGAAUCUCAUCCAGGACUCAUUUACACCCAUGGAGACAGGAAUGAUCAGUGUGAGAGGAAACCCAACACACAAACACACACCUGUGUCUACAACUUGCCAAUGAAGAACCUGAGUCUUUCUCAUGCUGGGACCUACUACUGUGCUGUUGCCUCAUGUGGACACAUACUGUUUGGAAAUGGGACCAAGCUGGACAUUGAACAUGAGGUGGAAUCUCUUGUAUUGGUGUAUGUCUUGAGUGGAGCUCUGACAUUCACUACUAUCUUCAGUGUGUUAUCAGCUUUCUUAGCAUUCAAACUGAACAAGAGAAACCGUCAACAAUCUACAGAACCUCAAGUAAGAUUUUCUUCAAAUUCAGAGGGUUUCCAAGAUGAGGACAACCUCCAUUAUGCUGCUUUAGGGGAAACCAAGGUUAAAGGAUCAAGACGACAGAGGAACACCACAAAGAAUGAAUGUGUGUACUCCACUGUAAAGCAGUAG
Lates calcarifer (barramundi perch) is the source of this 1038-nucleotide messenger RNA. RefSeq lists its product as uncharacterized. NCBI's taxonomy places the organism in Eukaryota, Metazoa, Chordata, Actinopteri, Centropomidae. The record is from RefSeq and is a predicted model, not a curated record. The coding region runs from base 1 to 1038 and encodes 345 amino acids. Gene Ontology annotation, biological process: response to bacterium. The transcript has 5 exons.